AUGACGCGCUAUUGGAGGAGAGGAUGGGUGCCGGAUCUCAAUCACCUCCCGCCUGUGGAUGAGCCUGUUCUUGAUGGGUUAAUUGGUUUCUCUGUUUUGCCCGAUUCAGGAGCGCAUAGUGGGGGUUUUACCCACCGGCUGUCGGGUUAUGUUGAGUUUUCCGACGAUGAGAUUGCUGUAAUCUCUCCCAGGACUUUUGCUCAGGCGAAGUGCAAUGUUACCAGAAACAAUGUGCGGAGGCUCCAUGACGUUUUGGGUGAAGCGGCACCUAGUUUCUUCGAUGCUGAGACGACAAUGUGUGGACAUUGUAAAAGGAAAAUGCCUGAAGGUGACAGCGAGCUGCUCCUGCAAUUAGGAAUCAGUAACAAGAAGGCAAAGAAUGUUCAGGAAGCCAUAUGCCCUGUACCUCCUCCAAACGAAUCCAUCUUCAGUUGCCCUGUAUGCAUGAGUGAUCUGGUCGAGCCAACUUCGACGAAAUGCGGCCAUAUCUUCUGUAAAGAGUGCUUAAGAAAAUCACUAGCAUCAUCAAACAAGAAGUGCCCUACCUGCAGGCAGAAGGUUGGCAGACGAGGCUUCUUCAGAGUCUACCUUCCCACAAGAAACUGA
Messenger RNA from Linum trigynum, 606 nucleotides. The record is from the annotation of a GenBank genome assembly. Lineage: Eukaryota; Viridiplantae; Streptophyta; Magnoliopsida; Malpighiales; Linaceae.